This is a messenger RNA of Suncus etruscus (white-toothed pygmy shrew), 560 nucleotides long. RefSeq names its product centrosomal protein of 19 kDa-like. The record is from RefSeq and is a predicted model, not a curated record. Gene Ontology annotation, biological process: microtubule anchoring at centrosome; trans-Golgi to periciliary membrane compartment transport. NCBI's taxonomy places the organism in Eukaryota, Metazoa, Chordata, Mammalia, Eulipotyphla, Soricidae. Gene Ontology annotation, cellular component: centriole; spindle pole; ciliary basal body.
UCUCUGAAGGAAGUUAUUAUGUGACUAACACAUUUUCAUCAGAUUUUCUCUGAUUUGCCCUGACUUUUAUGAGAAUGAUGUGCACUGCCAAAAAAUGUGGAAUUCGGUUCCAACCUCCAGCUAUUACCUUAAUCUACGAGAAUGAAAUCAAGGGGAAAAGUCGCCAGCGGAUCAUGCCAGUCCGUAAUUUUUCCAAGUUUUCAGAUUGCAGCAGAGCUGCUGAACAAUUGAAAAAUAAUCCACGACACAAGAGUUACCUGGAACAAGUAUCCUUAGAGCAACUAGGGAAAUUAUUCAGUGUUUUACAAGGUUACUUAUGGGGGCAAAGUUUGGAAGAAACGAUCCAGCAAAUUCAAGAGGAAACAAUCAUUGACCCUGAGGAAGACAUGAACAAACUUGAUGAGGAACUUGCCAAAAAGAAGAGUAUCAUGGAUGAACUUUUUCAGAAAAAUCAGAAGAAAGAUGAUCCAAACUUUGUUUUUGACAUUGAGGUUGAGUUCCCACAAGAUGAACAGUUGCAGUCCUGUUGCUGGGACACAGAGUCAGCAGAUGAGCCCUGA